CCUCUCUCUCUCUCUCUCUCUCUCUCUAUUCCAGAGCUCGAAGAACACUCUCGAAUGGAAAGAGCGGGAGGCCUCUCUUGUGGGAAUUGGGUGAGGGGGAGCAGCAUCGGAAAGGGCUCCUUUGGCGCGCUGAGCCUGGCCAUGGACAGGUCCAACGGUCAAAUUUUCGCGGUAAAAUCCGUCAAUUUGAAUUCCUCCCCUCAUCCUUCCAUCAAGGCUCUGGAGAACGAAAUCCAAAUCCUCCAGUCCCUUAGCUCGCCUUACAUCGUCUCCUACCUCGGCGACGACACCACCCAAGAAUCUCCGACCGACACGUGCCGGAACCUACACCUGGAGUACAUGCCCGGCGGGACCGUCGCCGACUUGGCAGCCAAGAACGGACCCGUCGGCGAGCCGGAACUGCGGAGCUACACCCGAUGUGUAGCCCGUGCGCUGCACUACCUCCACUCCUUCGCAGGUGUCGUGCACUGCGACGUCAAAGGCCGGAAUGUGCUGAUAGGCCUAAGCCGGGGCGGGGCGAAGCUCGCCGAUUUCGGUUCGGCGAUGAGGACUUCCGGUGCAGGUAAGCAAUGGAAGACAUGGGGAACGCCACUGUGGAUGGCGCCUGAGGUUGUUAGAGGCGAGCGGCCGACGCCGGCAUCCGAUGUCUGGUCCCUCGGGUGCACGGUCAUCGAAAUGGUCACCGGAGCCCAACCAUGGAAGGAUUCCGGACCGGACGCUCUGCUCCGGAUCGGUUUCGGCGAUAAGGUGCCAGAAUUCCCCGAUCAUCUAUCCAAGAUCGGUCGGGAUUUCCUCGACAAGUGUUUGAGAAGGGAUGCGACCGAGCGGUGGACCAGCGAGCAAUUGCUGCAGCAUCCCUUCUUAACCGACGACGACACGAACGUCACCGGGCCGUCGCCGAGGAGUGUACUCGAUUUGGCUGAUUUGGAAUUCUGCGACGACGAUGCUUCUUCCAACGGGGAAAAUUCUUGGCCCAGUUAUAGUCAUGAUGAGGUCAUGGGUCGUGGGAGGGCGAGAGUGAAGGAAUUGGCUUUGGACAGGACGGCAGUGAGGUGGGAGAGCGAUGGGUGGGAGUUGGUCAGAUCGGCAGGCGAGCCCGGUUCGGCGGGGGAUCGGGAAGGGGGAGGGAUAUGCCGGGAAUAUUUGGAUUGUUUUGGUUGGGAAUUGGAGGAAUGGAGUGGGAAUGGUGGUGAGGCAAGUUGGGGUGGGCUGUCCGAUGGAACGAGAUGCUCUGCUUCCACUUGUUAUUGUUGUCGUUGUUGCCAUUGCUGGUGUUUUUAUUAUUGUGGCUGUUACGAGUGUCUAUUGGGAUGUUAUUAUUGUGGCUGUUGCAAGUGUCUCUUGGGAUGUUGGCAUUUGGGUGGGGUAAGUUUGGCGUUUGUUCUUGGUUGGUGUGAUUCGUUGUUACAUACGGUGGUGGUUAAUGCAAUACUUUUUUCCUUUCCUCUGGUUUCACUUGGGUUCCUUUGCAUUUUGUUCUUCCACACUUCUUUUAAUUGCAUUGAUAAAUUCUUUGAUGCGCCAGAAAUCUUUUGCUGGCCUGGUGAUUCAAUGAAAAUAACCGAUGACCCUUUUCUCCUUUUAAUCCAGGAUUAUCCAGAUCAAGCCUAUAACUAA
This is a messenger RNA of Elaeis guineensis (African oil palm), 1617 nucleotides long. RefSeq names its product mitogen-activated protein kinase kinase kinase 18. Gene Ontology annotation, biological process: signal transduction; protein phosphorylation. Gene Ontology annotation, molecular function: protein kinase activity; ATP binding. The record is from RefSeq and is a predicted model, not a curated record. NCBI's taxonomy places the organism in Eukaryota, Viridiplantae, Streptophyta, Magnoliopsida, Arecales, Arecaceae.